Mauremys reevesii (Reeves's turtle) is the source of this 3760-nucleotide messenger RNA. It is a transcript of the gene GULP1, whose product is annotated as GULP PTB domain containing engulfment adaptor 1. NCBI's taxonomy places the organism in Eukaryota, Metazoa, Chordata, Testudines, Geoemydidae. The coding region runs from base 342 to 1595 and encodes 417 amino acids. The record is from RefSeq and is a predicted model, not a curated record. The transcript is spliced from 13 exons.
GGCGCUGACCGAGCGGGCGGACGCGCGCGCGGGAGGGGGGCGCACACGCGCUCCGCCUGCCAAUGAGCCCGGCCACCUCCCGCUGUAGCAAGGCGGCGUGAGCCAGAGGGAGCCCGGGAGCAGCCGAGCGCCAGCUCCGGCAGAUCAAUGGUGGGAGGGGAGGCGGGAGGAAGCCCAGCCUGACGUCAGGAAACUUUCUCGGUGGCUGAGCCGGAGCUCGCGGAGCCGCUUCUUUCCCUGGGCGCCUCGCAGGGGCCGGCCCCGGCUGCCACCCUCCAUCACUCCGCAAGUGCAUUGAAUGCUACAAAGCAGAAACGAUAAAAGUUGAAAGAUGUUGACAAAUGAGUGAUAUGCGAGCAAGUGUCUGUCGUGCCCCGGCCGAGAAAUUUGAAAAUACUAGGGUAAGGUUGAAGUGCCACAAAACAGAAAACAUAUUUGACUGGCUGAUUCUCAACAUGAACCGUGCUUUCAGCAGAAAGAAAGAUAAAACAUGGAUGCACACUCCUGAGGCUUUAUCAAAGCAUUAUAUUCCCUACAAUGCAAAGUUUCUUGGCAGUACAGAAGUGGAGCAGCCCAAAGGUACAGAAGUUGUGAGAGAUGCUGUUAGAAAACUAAAGUUUGCAAGACAUAUCAAGAAAUCUGAAGGCCAGAAAACCCCGAAAGUUGAAUUACAAAUCUCAAUUUAUGGUGUAAAAAUUCUAGAUCCAAAAACAAAGGAAGUCCAGCACAAUUGCCAGCUUCAUAGGAUAUCAUUUUGUGCUGAUGAUAAAACUGACAAGAGGAUAUUUACCUUCAUAUGCAAAGAUUCUGAGUCAAAUAAACACUUGUGCUAUGUAUUUGACAGUGAAAAGUGUGCUGAAGAGAUAACUUUAACAAUUGGUCAAGCAUUUGACCUGGCUUACAGGAAAUUUCUGGAAUCUGGAGGAAAAGAUGUUGAAACAAGAAAACAGAUUGCAGGGUUACAGAAAAGAAUUCAAGAACUAGAAACUGAAAAUAUAGAACUGAAAAAUAAGGUACAAGAUUUGGAGAACCAGUUAAGAAUAAAUCAAAUACAUACAUCUCCACUGCUGCACAUAAAGUCUGAUAAUGAUCAACAUAUGUUUCAAAGACCCUCCACCUUUUUCUGGUGUAAUAAUGAGGAUUCAACUCCUUGUUUAGAUAUCUCUUCCAUUACACUUACUCCUAUGAGCUCUCCUGAUUCCAGACUAUCAUCUGGACUAUUAACACCACCACCUUCAAAAAGUGGUCUUCCAAAGCCAGUCAAUGAAUACAGCAUCCCAAGACCUUGUGCAGGCAGUGUGACACCUAAAUCACCCUCCACUGACAUCUUUGAUAUGGUUCCCUUUUCUCCCAUAUCCCCUCAGUCAUCAACACCUACUCGCAAUGGCACACAGCCUCCUCCAGUACCCAGUAGAUCUGCAGAGAUCAAGAGAGACCUUUUUGGAGCAGAACCAUUUGACCCUUUUAGCUGUGGAGCAGGAGAUUUCCCUCCAGACAUUCAGUCCAAACUAGAUGAGAUGCAGGAGGGGUUCAAAAUGGGACUAACUCUUGAAGGCACAGUAUUUUGUCUGGACCCACUAGACAGCAGGUGCUGAUGCCAAGACCAGAAAUUUGAAAUUCAUAUACAAUCCUUUAUUUUUAAUUCAGAACAAGUAUUAUAGAUGUUAUUCAUGUGCCAAAAAUUAUAUUUUUAAACAUGUUAACUCUUGUGAAGUUUGCUUCUGUAAAACACCAACUUAGGUCCCCUGUACAAAUGUAAAAAGUCACACUUGUAUAUGAAAUAUGAAUUAAAUUACACUGUUGUAUUUCUCGCUGUCAUACUUGGACAGACAUUUGCAAUACCUAAUGAGUAUUCACUUUAAGCUGGGAAAGUUCUUUAAUGAACUCAUAGAUACCUCUUUCUGUUAGAAGGCAAUAUAAUUUUUGCAUAAUAUUUGAGUGGUGACAUUUUAAAAUUAAUCGUCUCAAGCCACUAUUUAAUUUCAGGUCAAUAGGAUGAUUAUUGUACAAUAAAAAAUUUAAGUACCAAUUAAGGAAGUAAAACAUACUGAAAAUUAGUAUGUACAUAACAGAUAAAUCUGGAUGCCAUGUAAUUUAUUCCAGUUAACUGUACACAAUCACUAUACUAUAUGAAUAAUGUUAUUGUUAGCCCAUUGCAUCUGUAAUAUUUUAGGCCUUUAAUUCACAUUUUAAAAAGUAAAUCUAUCGGAUUAAUUGUCAAUAUGCUAGCUAAUGUUUGAUAAGUGCACUAGGGAGGGCUAGUAUACAUGUGACCAUUGUUUUGUAAAAUGGACAAACUUAAUGCUAUGCAUUUCUGGUUUGAUGUUUUACAGCUAAGCUAGUUGCACAUAUUGUAUGAUGUUUGUAAUUUGGAAUUCAUUACAUGACAGCUAUAUUUAAUGUUCUGAAAACUAAGACCUUCAUGCUAAAGAACAUGUAGUAACCCCACUGCAUUCACUGGGACUACUCGUGUGUAAAGGUACUCGCAUGCUAACGUGUUUGCAGGGGUGGGGCGCUCAAACGUGGAGAAACACUGUAGUGUUACUGCUAAAUGUCACACUGCAGCUCUACAGCUUACAGCAGCAACUCAGUGCAAACUAAUAAUGAAACCUUAAAUACCCAUAAAUAGGUCACAUAACAGAGCUAGAUAUUAAAAAUAUCUUGCAUUGUGAUGAAUAAUCACACACACAAAAUAUUGCUGCUGGGUGUUUGUAUAUUGUUGACUUGUUUAUGCAUACUUUUCACUAACCUUUAACAUAAACAGCAAGUGAAUGUUUGCAUCCAGCCAUGAACUUGUUCCUUAAUGUUUAUACUUUGCCAUGAUUUUGUUCAUUGUGUACCAUGUCCAAAUUUUAUGUUAAGGAUAUUCCCCAUCCAUAAAACCCUCAUUAACACCCCCCUCUCCAUUAACAACACACAUAAGUAGAAAAAGAACUUUUAGGGGAUUUUUAGUAGGGUUGGUUGGGGUCUUUUUUUCCCCAAAAAAGACUUACUUUUUUUGGUACAUUAUGUCUCAUGUUUUUGAGCUUAUUGUCUUAAGGUUUAAACAGAAAAAAAUGCAUUUAUGCAAUAUUACAUUUAAGCAUAUAUGCUUAGGCCCUGAUUCAGCAAAGUACUUAAGCACAUAUGUAAUGUUAAGGAUAAGGGUAGUCCCAUUAGCAUCAAUGGAGGAUACUCAUUUGCUUGAAGUUAGGCAUGUGCUUAAGUAACUUGCUGAACUGGUAUCUUAAUGUUCAACUUUAUUUAAGUCUUCCUCUCUUAUUUUUUGCUCAACAUUCUCUCUCACACACACACACACACACACACACACACACACACACACACACACACACACACACAUAUAAUCACUAACAAAUAGAUUAGUAUAUGUUUCAUAAGCAAAAGUCUUUAUAAUUUUGUUUGUCUUAUAGUAUUUUGGAAUUUGUAUAAUGAGGAUGUUUAGUAGCCAUAUCCAUGGCUUUUUUUAACAAAUAGAAUUUGUAUUUUUAUUGUACUUUAAAAAGCUUUAUGUAAUAAGCAUAUAUUUAGUGGCCAUUUACGAUCAAUGGUAACACAAUACUAAGAUAUUUGCACAUUUUAAGAAACCUUUUUCUUUACUGAUUUUUAUGGCAAUUGACUCUGCAGAUGGCAUGAUUAAAUAUUAUAUAAACUGAUUGAUCAGUACAAAAAUACUUAAAUCAAUGCAACAGUGCAUUUUUAAUGAAAAUGUUUAGUGAUCUGGUUCAAAAUUGUAUUUCUAUGUAAUCUCAAUUGUCUGUUU